UUCAUGUUUCUACCUGCUUCCUCUGACCGAUGGGCAGUGGUGGGCCCUUUUGCGCCCCACCCCGCCUCGAAAACUUUGACCGCCCCGCGGCGGCCAGGCUGGGCACGCCAGCGGGGCGGAGACCGCUGGGCCCUGCGAGGCGCGGCGCCCGCUUUGCUGCGCGCGCCCCGCGUGCUGGGCGGAGAUGCCGCCUCCCGAGGCGCGGGAGACUUGGCGGCGCGCGCCCCGCUCUGGUCGCUGGUCGGUGGCGGCGCCGGCGCCUGGCCGGAGGCCGCCCGCCGUGCCGCCGCCGCCCGCGCCGUUCGCGACGGAUCCCGCCGUGCAGUGGCGCCGCCAGGCUGGGCAGAUUCGUGGUGCUCGGCUUUACACUGUGUGCUCUUGUGGUCACUGGACUUGGGAUGACCUCCUGGCCAAGAGGCACAAUCUCUGCGUCGGGUGCCAGUCCCUGUGCCACCCGAUCAGCUCCUCUGUCGGCGGCGGCGGCCAGAUGCUUCUGUACACCGGUGCUGAGGAGUCUGGGUGGGGAGAGGGAGGCAGCAACUCCAAGGGUCGCUGGCGCAAGGGUACUCAGGCGCUGCAGGUGCAGCAGGGCCCCUCCGAGGCCAUCCCUCCUCAAACUCUUGCGGCUGUCAAGGAGGCUGCUUCGCACCUCGCGCCCGACCUUGCCCAGAAGUUGCUCGCCCAGUUCGUGCCCAAGCCUCCGCCACAGCCCCAGGCGACACCCCAGGCCGAGUGGCAACGUGCAUCUCAGGCCAAGAAGGCGUCCAAGGAGAAGCUCGACAAGGCCCUGGCGCGCCGCGCGGCGCUGGACAAGGAGGCCAGUGACUUGGACAAGCACCUUGACGAGCUCAUGGCGAGGGAUCUGGAGAACGCUGACAUUCUUGAGCAGGCCACUCGUAAGCUGGCCGUCGGUGUUCUCAAGCCUGCUGAGCCCAGUCCCAGCAAGAACGUCAUCUCCCUCGACGACCUCUUCAAGGACUCCGCUGAGAAGAUCAAGUUUGACUUUGGUGAAGAGCUGGACGUUUCGGGGCCAGCUUUUUCUGCCGAGGACCGCGAGGAAUUUGAGAAGUUCAAGCUUGAGCAGUCCCAGCAGGUCAAGACCCUACUGCACGGAGCGCUCACGAGCAUUAAGUCCCAGUACAAGACGCACCAGGAAGCGGACGCGGACGCCCAGAAGCCGAGCGCGGGCGCCUCGGACGCUGGGGCGCCAGCUGAGUCGGCCUUCGCCGAGCUGGUGCUGCCGCCGACUUUCAGCCGAAGGGCGGCCGGGUACCAGAGGGCCCGGGAAGCUGCGGCGGCGCUGCAGUCCGUGCCGUGGCACGGGGCAGGAGGGCCGCCCGGCAGGAGGGCCGCGUGGCUCGCCUGCGAGGCCGCCUGGGCGGAGGCAGUGCGGCUGCAGGAGGCCCGCGACCCGUUCGGUCACGUGGAGGCGAUCAAGACCAAGGAAGCCUGGAGGGAUUGGAUGGACGAGCCCGCCAGGGUCCUCGAGCAGCUCCAGAACGCGGAGUACAAGAUCACGAAGGCCUGGGACUUCCAGUGCAUCGUCUGUCGGGUCGUGAUGACCAGCGGCGCGAAGAGUCACCUGUGCGGUCAGAAGCACUGGAAGGAGCUCGCGAAGCAGGCCAGCCACGCGGAGCCCUGGAGCGUUUGUGGGCUGGAGACGCAGUGGGUACAGGCGUUCAAGGUCAGCGCGGUGGCGGUCACUUCCUGCUCAAUCACCUCACGGGCGAGGUCUCCUGGGAUGACAGCGGGCAGUUUGGGCGCGUGGCCGACGCAGCAACAGAGGCCAAGAGCACGCCAGCAGAGAAACCGGAAGCGUCCAGGGAGUCGGAGGUCCUCCUCAAAGCCGCGCUCGUCGAAUCAGCUGAUGUCGCGGCCCCCACAGGCUACAACGUCUUCGGCGGCUGGCAGUACUGGGGCGCCCACAGCCUCUUGGAUCCUUGCAGGCCCUGGGCGGACCAGAGUAGCCGCCACAAGUUCGGCUGGGACCGCAAGGUUCGCAACACCUGGUCGCUGGAGUGGAAGACCGGCACCUGGCUGCUGGUCCUCGGCUUCGUGGAUCGUAUGGAGGGGGGCCGCAAGCAGGAGAAGAUCGCAGGCACAGUCAACGGGAUCGAGUUUGAAGCAUGGAAAGGCGUCUUUCUUCACCGGGAGGUCGAGCUGGUGGUGA
Messenger RNA from Prorocentrum cordatum, 2170 nucleotides. The record is from the annotation of a GenBank genome assembly. NCBI's taxonomy places the organism in Eukaryota, Dinophyceae, Prorocentrales, Prorocentraceae.